Stylophora pistillata is the source of this 2957-nucleotide messenger RNA. Its product is annotated as purine nucleoside phosphorylase. The record is from RefSeq and is a predicted model, not a curated record. Gene Ontology annotation, biological process: nucleoside metabolic process. Gene Ontology annotation, molecular function: purine-nucleoside phosphorylase activity. Gene Ontology annotation, cellular component: cytoplasm. NCBI's taxonomy places the organism in Eukaryota, Metazoa, Cnidaria, Anthozoa, Scleractinia, Pocilloporidae.
GUCUUAAAUGGAAGGGAUAAAAGAAAACCUGCUUCUAUUGCUAUUUCGUAACAUGUUAAACUUCAGCUACCGCGGAAUCAGUACAGGUUAACAGUUUCUCAUUAAGUGCCCUUUUCGUUUCCGAGUUUGUAGGCUCAGCCUAUCGUGAAUCUCACAUGAUUACUUGGUAUUCAAAAGUCAAGCAAAUCACGUUUGUCUGCGAUUAUUUCUUGAAAAUUUCCCGGGAAAACUGAAAAUGUCUGGAAAUCCAGAGCGAAGAUUUGAAUUUAGUCACGAAUUUGACAUUGUCGAAGAAAUUUGUAAUACAAUUCUUAAUCAAACCAAACAUCGACCUACGGUUGGUAUAAUAUGUGGCACUGGUUUGUCAUCAUUGGGCGACAUUGUCGAGGAUAAAGAUGCCAUUCCAUAUGGGAAGAUCAAACACUUUCCAAAGAGUACAGUCAAAGGACACAUUGGGCAGUUUGUGCUGGGUCUCCUUAACGGUAAAACGGUGGUAAUGAUGCAGGGGCGCACACAUCUGUAUGAAGGAUACUCAGUUGGAGAGAUCACUCUUCCAGUGCGUGUGAUGAUCCACUUGGGUGUCAAGACUUUGAUUGUCACUAAUGCUGCUGGAGGACUAAACAGAAGUUACAAUGUUGGUGACAUUAUGGUUAUCAAAGAUCAUAUUAAUCUUGCUGGACUUGCUGGGGAAAAUCCACUGAGAGGAGUUAACGAUGAACGAUUUGGUCCAAGAUUUCCAGCCCUUUCUGAUGCAUAUGACAGAUCCCUUGUUAAGACGGCUAUUGAUACAGCCACUGAGUUGGGCUAUUCAACAUUCAUGCAGGAAGGAGUUUACUGUGCACAAGUUGGGCCAGCAUUUGAGACUCCAGCCGAAUGUAGAUUCUUAAGCUUGGUUGGGGCAGAUGCUGUUGGAAUGAGCACAGUGCAUGAAGUGGUGGUAGCAAGACAUGCUGGGGUAAAAGUUUUAGGCUUCUCUUUAAUAACUAAUGUUGCCGUCAUGGGUUAUGAGGACAAUGCUAGUGCUGCCAACCAUCAAGAAGUGCUGGAAACUGGAAAGCAAAGAUCUUCUGACAUGCAGAAGCUGGUGUCUGCCAUUGUUGGUAAAAUGUAACUAGUCUGGAGGCUCAAGGUAUUAAGAAUAAAAUUUUAAUGAUGUAAUAAGAAAAAUCCUUGCAUCCCAAGGAUACAGACUAAUUAUAGGUAAGUUUUUAAUCAGGUCAUCCCCAUGAAAUGUUGUUUCUUAUUGCCCAAUGGCUACCUACCCAAUUUUUUUGACAAUUAUUUUUGAAAAUCUUUGAUACACUAUACAUGAAGUAAACUUUUACUGUGGAUGAUACCAGGAGAAAAAUUAUCUUGAAUCAACCUGGAGUUAAGUCACGUAUUUAUUCCAAAAACUAUCAUCAUGGUAAAAGCAAAUCACAGGCAAAAGUUCUCUUCUAACAAAAAUCACUCCCUUGUUCAAUCAGCUCCUUUGGUUGAUUUUCUUUUCUUUUUUAGCCACUAUCUCCAUAGAGAAGGAGAUAGGGCAAGAAACUUCUUAUAAUGGUGACGACCUCAAUGAUAAUAGAUACUUGGGAUAUCCAAGUGAAAAACACGUGAUACCUCUUAACUCUAGUAUUUUGGGGUGAUAUUAAAUUUUUAUUAAAUGUGAAUUUGAAUGCAUUUCUUUUGAUUUUUUCCUCUCAGUCUUUUUGUAAAAAUUCUUUUACCAGGAGCCUAGAAUAGGCAUUUUGGACUGGAUAUGUCUUGGUCAGUCAAAUGUUCCCAAAGUGUUAGUCUCUCCUAAAAUAGACUUCCCAUAAAAAGCUACACCAAACGAAAUAUUAAUAAUUGUGCAAGUACAGCAACUUUAGUUUACAAUUUGAAAAGAUGUGAAGCAUAAUUUGGGGAAAACAUAACCCUUGAUUCUCUGAUAGCCAUAUUGUUCUGUUAAGACUGAAAAUAGAUAAUUAAUCUAUGAAAACUAUCUUCUUUAUAACUUUAUCUGUUGUAUGUAAUAAUGGUAAGAAAUGACUGUAAGUAAAUGGUAUUAUGAACGAUAUUUUUCUUUAGGCAAUAGUCUUACAAUAAAGUUAUUAAUUCUAAUUUGAUGAGGACUAAAACUUAACAACAGUAAACUGUGGACUUGCAACCUUUAUUUGAUAGUCCCAUAUUUGCUCCAGGUAGUAGUAAUAUUUUAUCUGGUUUUUGACAACCUCAUUGGGAAUAAUUAUUAAAAAAUUCUAUAAUAAAUUUUCCAAAGAAUAAAUUAAUUACUUACAAUAUUUUGAUUUUUUUAGUUUUUUUCAGUUUUUUUUUUUCAAGUGUUCCCAAAAUCCAAGGAACACUUUUCAAAUUAGACAGAACUUUGAUUAUUAUUAUAAUAUCUGUAUAAUUGCUGAGAUGAUUGUGGAGAUGCUAUUCACAUGUUCUGAUUGGUUGGGCUUAACAUUUCACAGCAGUUUUCAAAGUAAUCUCAGCAACCAGUGAGAACAAAGGUUUACCUUAUCAUUAGCCAAUGAGAGCUGAAAGUAAAAAACAAGCAAACCACUGGAAGCAUAAAAAAACUCUAAUGACCAAGGAGAUAUACAUUUUACUGUUGCAUCUGAUUGGUUUAAAUGGUGAUGUAAAUUUUCUAGACCAAAUACAGAGUAAGUUAAGUAAAACCAAAGAAUUGGGGAUUACUUUCAACUCUCACUUUAAAAUUGCUCUGACUAUAAUAUUAUAAUUAUCAGUCACAGAUCUAGAGUACAAGUGUGACAUUUAAGAACUCAUUUUCAAAAUUUUCACUGUGCAAUCUUCUGAAUCUCUGAAGAAGAAAAUGAAGGAAAAUCAAGUUUUGACUGGUAUUCCUUCAUAUUUAAUGGUUCUAAAAUAUUAACUGGAGGUAUUUACUGAGGUAUAUUUUGUGAAAAUAGUAAUACAUAAUGCACUGUAAAGAACAGUUGGAUAUAAUAUUAAAGUUGGUUUGAAUGGUA